GGUGCGGAUAUCAUCGUCAGAGUGCGGAAGAAGCCCAAGAAGGAAAAAGAGAUAUCGUCGGCUGGUCCGCCUCCAGUUGGUGCACGGCAGUCCGUCUGUCUGUCUGGCAGCACCAGUGCCUUCCACUCUCUCCCUGUCCAUCACCUUGAUAUUCAUCCAGCAGCACACAAUAAUAUACCAUCACCACCACCAGCAGUGCGCCAUUUGUUUCCAAUUGCAAUCAGAUCCCAGAGACAGCCAACACACAUCAAAAAGUGAUCGCCAUCAGCUUAGACUUGGACAUCAAUAAAAAAAAGUCAACACCGGAACUUGUACAUUGAACCCAAAAGAAAUUCUUGCAAAAAAAGAUUUGCAGGGCCGGCCCUUUUGAAAAUCUCGGCGCGGAAAUUCAUUUCGACGAAGAUGUCCUUGUUGGCUUCGAUCCUCUUCUGUUUGUCCUCUCUCCUGCUGGUGGUGGCAGAUCUCAACAGUCCAGCAGCAACUGUCCAGCAGUCUCAACAAAAGAGUCCGACCAGCAAGACGGAGAAACUGGACGAGCUGCUGGCCGAGAUUGGUGACGUCACGGCCGGAAACCUCGGCUCACUUUGCAUUUCUCAGCAAUUCCGAUCGGUGCCCGUCACGGUGAGAGUCGACGGGUUCGAGCCGGCCCGCCAGAAGGCCGACAUGCUCGCCCGUCUCUUACAAGAUCUCGGACAACUCGACAAUCAAGAAUUGUUGAAGCUGCUGAUCAGGAGCGCCGUGCGCAGCGAGCGGACAAUCGAGGCGUCACGGAUGGUCACGUUCACGAAGCCGGCCACGUCCUCGUCAGGCGCCGCCAACAGCAACAGCAACGCCGUCAAUUUGCUUUUCAUGGCUCACGCCAGCCGGCCGGCCUCCCCUUACGCCGACCCUUCCCUCAAAGUCGAUUACGUCCAGCAGCCGGCCGUCAGCGACACGGCCAACUCGGGCGGCAACGCUUCCAUCCAGCAGUCGACGACGUUGCCCAAGGCGGGCGGAUCCGUCAAUCCCUCCGGCGUCCCGUCGCUAGGCAACGCGGCGCUGAGCGAUCUCCCUUGGUUUGACGAUCCCUUCCGCUCGACUUCCUCUUCCGGCAACUGGAACAAGUUCAUGAUCAACUCGUCCAACGUCACUUUUCUCGGAUGGUGGACUUUUCCUUACUACCAGUGUUCCAGCCGCCGCUGGACACUCACCUACUCCAUUCCGGUUACCAGCGCCUCGUCCAGCACCAUUUCCUCCGCCGACCGACUGGACGGAUUGCUGACGGUCGACGUGUCCGUCUCUUCGAUGGACAUCAAUCAAUGCGACGACGGGCCGUCAGACUCGUCUGACCAGCAGCAAAUUGUCGCCCAUUUCGCCGGGACCCACAAAUGCCACGAGACCAGCACGUGCCGGUUCGAACGAGGUUACGGCUGGAUUCGUGGCGGUUACACCUGCACCUGCCUGCCCGGCUAUUAUUCGCCUUAUCUGAAAAACGCCACGUUUAACGGAUCGCACGUCGAAUUGGCGUACCGGAACAAGUUGACGUUCAACAGCCAAGUCUACGACCAAUUGUAUCGCUGUCUGCCGUGCUCGGCCGGCUGCGACCUCUGCGUCGACGACUCGCCCUGUUUGGCACCUUACGACUGGCCGUUCAGGAUCGUGUUGCUGGCCAUCUCGAUGACGUGGGUGAUGGUGUCCAUCGCCCUGAUGGGCGCCGUUUACAAAUACCGCCGGCUCAAAGUCUUCAAAGUGGCCAGCCCGACUUUCCUCUGCGUCACGCUACUCGGUUGCGCCAUCAUGUACGCCGAGAUGGCCGCCAUUUUCCCCGAGCUGAACACGCCGGCCUGCGUGGCCACCAAGUGGACCCGUCACAUGGGAUUCUGCAUCACUUUCAGUUCACUCUUAAUGAAGACCUGGAGGGUUUCAUUGACGUACCGAGUCAAAUCCGCUCACAAGUUGAAGCUGACGGACCAGCAGUUGCUGCAGUGGAUGGUGCCCAUCAUGCUGGUGGCCACCGUUUAUCUGGGCGCUUGGACGGCCAGCGAUCCGCCCACCGGCGAGUACAUCCUCACCGGGCCCACCAUGAAGUUCACGCAAUGCACCUACAACUGGUGGGAUCACAGCUUGGCAAUCGGCGAGGUGUUUUUCCUGAUGUGGGGAAUUCACGUCUGCUACUCUGUCCGCCGGGCCGAAACGUAUUUCAAUGAGACCAAACACAUUUCGUGGGCCGUCUACAACAUCGCCGUCAGCAACAUCAUCUUCGCUUCAUUCCAUUUGCUGUUGCUACCCAACGUCGGGCCGGACAUGAAAUAUUUAUUGGGUUUCAUCCGCACUCAGAUGAGCACCACGGUCACCAUUGCCUUGGUCUUUGGUCCCAAGUUUUAUCUGGUGGCGAUGGGGAGAGGAGACGAGCACGACGCCCGGACCAAGGCCCGCGGUGUGACGGCCUCGUUCUCGUUGAACGGACUCAGUUUGGCCAGCGGGUUGGGUGGCAGCUGCAGCGGAGGAGGACCCGGCGGAGUCCUUGUCGGCGGAGGGAUGACGGAAAACUUGGAGAACUCCGGCAAUCCACCGGAACCGGACGACCAGCCCGUCGACCUCUACCGCGAGAAUGAAGAACUCAAAGAGCAAUUACAAAAGUUGGCCGGUCACAUGGAAUUCAUGAAAAUUGUCCACAUGGGCGUCAACAAUCCGCACCUCAAACCCAAGCCGGGCGGAUAUUUCAGUCACGGUAACGUGGCGACGUCGGCCGCCGCCGCCGCUGUGGUUUCGGUGGCAGCGGCGACUUCGGUCGGGACGGCCCCCGCCGCCGGCGGACCGUCCAGCCCGACGGGCAGCGGAGGCGGAUCGAGUCUUUUGCAGAAGCGAGGGGCUUCGGCCCUCCUGGAACCGGCCGUCGUCCACUUCAACUACGAGUCGGAUAUUCUGCUCAGUCGGAAAAAUUCUUCGGCUCCGUUGCGGAGCGCCGGGCCGCAGCCUAGUUCCUUGGGCGUCGUGGUCGACGACGCCGUCCUCGACGACUCGCCAACCGCUGAACUUUUACCCAAUUCCGGCCCCAGUAAACUCUGACUAGUCGUCAAUAGUGAGGAGGUUUGGCUUUGAAUUCCUUCGUCAUUAUGUCAAACAUCCGUCGUAUCCAUUUGAAUUCGGCGCCAACCGGAUAUCCAACAACAAAAAGAGCCAACCACAAUUUAAAAAAAAAAAUCAUUAUUUUCUCCUCCUCACUAUUGACUCUUGCAAAAAACAUUCUAUUGUAAAUAUAAAAUAGAAAAAAUGACUCGGCGCAAUUUUUAAAAUUUUCGCAUUUUUCUGUAAUCCAUUUCUGUCAAAAAAAAAUGAUUUGAAACAUAUUUUGAACGCGGUUUGUCUCCACAUUUUACAUACACGCACAUAUUUAAAAAUAAAAAAGGGGGGACUGUACAGAAUUUCACGAGGACACAUGUACACGACGACUGAAUAUACAUUUGGAAAAAUACGUAAAUUAGUUUUCAUUUUCCCGCCAUUUUCUUCUUCGACGCAAAUAGGGAAAAGAUGUCGCAGAGAAUUUUUUUUGUUGUUAUUAAUUUUUUUUCACUUUUUUGAAAUAAAA
Daphnia pulicaria is the source of this 3568-nucleotide messenger RNA. RefSeq names its product probable G-protein coupled receptor CG31760. The record is from RefSeq and is a predicted model, not a curated record. Gene Ontology annotation, molecular function: G protein-coupled receptor activity. The transcript is spliced from 15 exons. Gene Ontology annotation, cellular component: membrane. Bases 403 to 3048 code for a protein of 881 amino acids. NCBI's taxonomy places the organism in Eukaryota, Metazoa, Arthropoda, Branchiopoda, Diplostraca, Daphniidae. Gene Ontology annotation, biological process: G protein-coupled receptor signaling pathway.